UUUGGCCUGAAAACAAAACCCCAUCAUAAACCCUGAAAGAACUACUCACUUCAAACUCUCGCAGCUCAAAAAUGAGCCGAAGACAUUUGAAAACUCUGCUCUUGCACUCAAUCUCCACCAUGUCAUCGUCCCCUCUUAAAUCCAACCCCCUUUUCACCACAAGUCAAUCACAAGCCUUCCCUUCUCCAUCCAAAUUCUUUCACCAAAAUCUCAAACUUUGCCAGGCCAGAUUCCUUUGCACUUCUUCGCCUGACAAUCUCGAUGGUCUGGUCGAUCCUGACGACUUGUCAAUGCCUGGGAGUUCUGGAGUUGAGUCUAUUUCGGCAGAGGAAUUCGCCUCUUUGCGCGAUUCGGUGUUAGAUACCAGUGCCGGUGAUGGGUCUUCAACGCCUAAAUUUGAAUCAGAUAAGUUUUCUAAUAAUGCCAUUUUGAUUUCGAAUAAGAUUAGGAAUUAUAAUGAUGCGUUUGGUGACCAAACCCAGAAGUUUCUUAGGCAGUUUAGGGAUAAUCUGAAUGAAACUCUGGUGAUGGAAGUACUGAAGCUUAUUCGAUAUCCUGAAUUAGGUGUGAAGUUUUUCAUAUGGGCAGGUAGACAAAUUGGGUAUAGUCACACUGGUCCUGUGUAUGAUGCCUUGUUAGAGUUAUUGGAGUGUGGUAGUAAUGAUAGAGUACCAGAACAUUUUCUCCGAGAAAUUAAGGGUGAUGAUAGAGAGGUGAUCUUGGGUAAGGAGAUCUCUCUUUUUUGAGUGAGCCGAGCCCAUGUGUAUUUUGGUUUUAGGGAUCGGGUAGUAUAGCCACCCUAUCCGUAGCCGAUAAGGCUCCUUGGCGCCAAAUUUAUGAAUUUUUUUGGUAUUUGAGUGGGAACGACGUGGCGCGGGUGGAUUGGCUGAGCGGUAGUGUAUUUAAUGGCCUCUGUCAGUAGGCUUUGUCAAAGUGUCGCGUCGCUCCAUCGUGCGGUCGCUUCGAAUGACGGCUCGCAAGGGGCAACCACGUGUACGCAUCUUGGCAAAGGAUUUUCAAGAUAGACGGUGGAGAUGAUCGGGUGGUUUUACAUAAAUGGAAGGGGAGGCCAGUUUCGCUCCAGGUUCCGAUAUCUCUGCCAUUAUUGCCGUGCGAAAGCACUGAGUAUUUUUCUGCGGAGAAACGAGUUGUGCACCACAGUCAGCAAUGGAAAUUCCUGUGUGAAUAAGCAGUAGAGCAAAUGCCGAGCCGAUCAGACAUGUCUGAUUCACAAGAAACACAGAGCAGAGGGUCGCCCUUUAGACGUGGUAGGGAGGAUGAAGUGGUGGAGCAGAUGUACGAGGCAGCCGACAAGAUGGGGGAAGAGAUGCUUACUGGGUUUGACGGGAAUUUUGAAUACCGACGGGUUGGAGGGGAUGGGCCAGACGAUAUAGGUAGAGCUGAGGAAGGCGAAGUAGGUAUUGCCGAGCAGAUCGAGGUAGAGACUGCUGCGCAGGCAGAAGUUGGCAUUGCCGAUCAAGGUGAGGUAGAUACUACCGAGCGUAGAGAGGUAGGCACUGCCGAGAAUGAGGAGUUAGGUACUGCCGACCAGGGCGAUGUAGGCACUGCCAAUGAAGGGGAGGUCGGUGAUGUAUGGUCGGCUGAUGAGUAUCCGAGCACUAUUACCCGGAAGCGGUUACGACGGCUGAGGGAGGAAUACUCAAUUCCGAGCAGUAUAAGGCUCCGAGCACCGACCAAGAAUGAGAAACCGAGCACACCACCCCUUGAAUGGGUGACUUUGUGUUCCGAUAUGUUGAAGCAAGGGGUUCGGCUACCACUAUCGCCGUUCUUGCAGGAAUGGAUUGCUCGGCUUGGUGUAGCUCCUCAUCAGAUGAACCCCAACGUGUACAGGACUAUGGUAGUCGUCCAGGCACUGUGGCGACGAGUGCAUGGGUCAGAGCCGACCAUAAAUCAAAUGUUGCACUGUUUCCUACUGAAGAGGAGUCCCCAACAGGUCGGCUUCUGGUACCUUCAGAGUGCGGUGGGAAAAAUGAUAGAGAGCAACCCCUCAUCCCAAAAGACAUGGAAACCGCACUGGUUUUACGCCUCGGGGGCGUGGGAGUUUCCAGAAGGUGCCGAGCCAAGGCAACCCAGGGUUCAGAGGCGGUUCAGAAUGCCAGAAUUGGAGCGAGCUCAUCUGUCAACUACCGAGCAUGAGCAGGUUGAGGAAGUUCUUGCGUUGCCGAGCACGGAGAGAGCGGCAGACAUUCUUCUAGCGAGUGAAGGGCUAAGCGAGUCAAUAGGGAUGAGGCGAAACCGAAACGACCAAAAUAUGCAGGCAAUGCUGAAGAAGCUGGCCAAGGGGACUUCAAGAGGAUCGGCUGGGGGUUCACAACCUGAUCGGGUGGAGGGAUCUCCACAAAUGUCAGUUGCUAGGAGCCAAGUCGCGAAAGCGGUUGCUACGCCAGCCCGAACCGGGCAGAAGAGGGGAGCCGAGGAACCUUCACAUCGGGAAACGUGGAAGAGGCGUGCCAAGGUUGAUCCGAGGCGAGAUACAGGGAAAAGGCCAGCAAGUUCAGCUGCACCUGAGUUAGGGAAGAGGGUAAGUGUGGACCCUGUCACUGGUCCGUUGGAGCCCUGGGUGGAUGAUGAACUAGCCUUAAGUUCCUUCCAAAGGGCAGCGAAGCGGGUAUUGAAGGUCGAGGUUGUAGAGCGCAUGUUUACCGAGGAGAUGGGGUACAGCGGUAUGACGAUGUCGGCUCUGGAGGACCAACUAAAGGCCACCUUCAAGCUUUUCGUCGCUGCUCAGAAUGUUAAUGCCCACCUGGAUUUUGACCGAGGCAAGCGGAAUGAGAAUGCCGUCACCCUUGCUGAGCUGAACAGGACUAUUGGGGAGAAAUCGAAAGUGGUUGAGGAGCUAGAGCUGGUUCGAGGUCGUUUAGCAGCGGAAAUGGAAAAGAACGCCGAGCUGCUGUCGUCGGUGAAUAAGCUUGUUGCAGAUAAGCGUGGGCUCAUCCUGGAGCUGUCCAAGGCACAGAAGGACCGGGACGAGGCCAAUCAGAAGGUUGAAUCUUUCCCCGCAGAGCUACGGUCCUGUUAUGAUGAUGCUGUGAAGGACUACCUCGGUUCGUCAGAGUAUCAAGAGAAGCUCACUGCUCAGCGGGUCGAGGGCUACUUCGACUUAAUUGAAAAAGUUGGAGAUAUGUACCCUUCUCUGGACUGGGGUUUCCUUAGAGGAGGAUCUGAGGGGGCCGAGGGCCAAGGCGAUCAGGGAGGCGAUGUCGAGGUGGCAAUGGAGACUUACUCCGAGGCGGUUGCAGAGGAGGCUGAGCCUGGCGCUGGGGACGGCGUAUCUCAAACUGCUCAAUUGUCCACUUACCCGACCCCACACGGCUAACCGGGUCAAGAAGUGGUGACACCCAUCCCUGAUUGUGUAAGGGAUGUUUAGGUGUUUUUAAGACGUUCCCUCAUGUUGAAACCUUUUGAGCAAUAUUUUUGUAGUUGGAACAAUUUAAACGAGCCUUUGGUCGGCUCGGUGAAUGUGUACGUGGAAAACAUAUCUUCUAUUAUUUAAUUGUUGUAACCCGUUUUCUUUACUUAUUGGAGUUGACUUUGGUU
This is a messenger RNA of Prunus avium (sweet cherry), 3558 nucleotides long. RefSeq lists its product as uncharacterized. Lineage: Eukaryota; Viridiplantae; Streptophyta; Magnoliopsida; Rosales; Rosaceae. The record is from RefSeq and is a predicted model, not a curated record.